AUGACUUUGUGGCAAGUGUGUUUCGUGUUUGCUGCUUUAUCGAAACAUUCUUGGGAUAGCAAAAAAUUUAUAAAUGCAACUGGAGAGAACCUGAGAGGGAACCUUCUCGAGAGAGAGCUCCAAUAUGUGGCCCAAAUUCAUGAUAAACUACAAGACGCUGUUGGAUGCAACGAUGUUGCAGUUCUCAACGUGGCGUUUGAUAGCGAAAGGUGGAAAAACGAAUCUCUUAUUGCAGUCAAAGUCGCCAAUCUCUUGACUUCUCUCUGGUCUGUGAAAUCGUCCGCUUCUGCCGAAUCUGUUGUUGAGAAUGACAUUUUACUGUUUCAAAUGGUUCGCUACAACGUCCGUUUCUCUCCAUCUGUUUUCGGAUCAGCUGUAUGUUUCGCGCCAAACUUGUACAAGGACUAUGAAAGGUUUUGUCCUUAUGCGUUCAGGGACAAGAAAUUGAACGGAAGCAUUCAUGUUACAGAUCUUGGGCAAACGGAUUACGAUUACACUACGAGCCCAAACGCUAUUUGGUGGCCUGCAAUCACACAAAAAACCAGAAAAAAGAGGUCAACAGAUUGGAUGAAAGUGACCGACUUUUAUUCAGUAGGAAGCGCGAAUGGAAUUUUCGAGAAUGAAACCCGCAACCGAUUACUUGUGACAUACGAAGAUGGUUUGUGGACUAGGCCGUAUUUCGAUUGUUUUGGUGGCAAAGAGUGGAUGAUAACCUAUCUUGCUCCAGUUUUAAACGAAACCAACGAAUUUUUGUAAGUUUGGUUUUUGUUCAAUAAUUUUGCCUCCAUCUCUUAUUCAUCUAUAAUCAUCGUUGUUUAAUUGUUUUUUUUUUAUUCUUAGCCAAGUGCAUUGGCUGGGUCUCAUGGUAUAGGAUGAGUGCGCUAUCAUUUGAGUACACUAUCCUAAAGAGCAGUUUUCUGUGAAACGAUAACAAAGUGUUGUUAAAAAGUAAAUCAACUGAAUCUAAGAAUAACAAUCGAUCCUCUUCCAGGUGAGAAUAGUCUUGUAAAGAACUCUUGACGAUGGCAGAGACUGACGUUUUUUUCGACAGGUUGUCGCGGCAUAUGCCACUACUACUGACCACAGUCCUUUCCCGGACUUCUCCAAGGCGGAGAUUAUCAUAACACGAUCAAAACUGUCUUAAACUUGAGUGAAGUCUUGACUUCGCCAGAAGUAAUAAAUUCGUCAACUGACUCCAUUUCGGUUUGCCUGGCACACGCGCUUCUCAAUAGUCCCGCGCGCGUAGUAAGUAAAAAGUCGUAGAGGAAGUUAUUCAUUUAAAAUAUGCGUAAAAUCGGCAUUCAGAAAAAAAGAAUCGCGACUCAAAAUUUAAACAUUGAAAUAUGAAUGAAAUUAUACAAAACUAUUAUUUCGCAAUCAUUUUCUCAAAUAAACAGCCUAUCGUAUCAAUUUUUAUGUCAAACUUUUCCAGCCGGUUUCAAUUAUUCAACCUUUACAUCAUCUUGUUGAGUUUUUGACCGUGAGAAAAGAGCAAAUUUCUAAUUUUCCAUGAAUUAUUUAGGCAGAGACUUCGCCGGGGUCGCAAAACGUUUUUUCUAGCGUAACGAUUUCACGUCAUACGUAAGUCUGAAAGAAAAAUAUGCGGAUAUCAAGGGAAAAGUCCAAAAUAUAUCAUAUAAAUAGCCUGAAUGGUAGCAUAUUGUGAGCACAAAACAACCCUCACAUUUGUUCCGGAUAACCCUGUUGUUUUUAGAAAUCGGUCGUUUUUAGGAGACCAAUCAAUAUAAAACCGGUUGAAAAACCGCAAACAAACCUGCCAGUUAAAUAAAAGAUCAAUGAAGAAGAAUGGGGCGGAAAACAAGCUGUUUGUCAUAUUGCACUUUCUUUUUCUCCGACAGUUAUUGUUUGCUUCCUUGCAUGCAAAUAUUUCAAAAUAUUUGAGUUGUAGUUAAUGAAAACUGCAACAUUUUUAUCGGGCUUAAUGAAACUGAGCGGCCUAAUGGUGUUUUUGCUGGGGGGAGGUUUUAGCUGUAGUAAUUACGCAGUCGUUGACCAUAUGCAAUUUUUGUGGGGAAACUUAGAACAUGGGCAGCUUACAGAAAAAUUGUAGUCUAAUCAACUGAGUUGAUCAUGUAAAUUGCCGUUGUGAAGAGUUUCUAAAGCUUAUCUUUCGAGCGUCGGCCCUUCGUCAGAAAGAAAGACUGAGGGCUAUCGUUUGAAAAGUUAAUUUUAAAAACUCGCCACGGUGGCCAAUUUAUAUUAACAAGUCAGUUAACAAACCAAAUUAUAUUGAAUUUUAACUAAGUGAAAUAAAUUAACUAUGUAACUAAUUGCAUUCAAAUAAGUCAUUUCUGCCGUUCGAAGUUGACUACUAAAGGGCCAACAGAAUAGAAGCAAAAUGCCGAUCAAUAUUUUUGCGAAACAAAUAAUGUUUCCCGCGUACGAGACUAAUGUUUCAACAUCUUUCAUUAUAUCAGCGAAUAAGCUUAAGAUUCAACACCUUUUUAUUUGGCAUUUGAUUCUGAACAGCUGCAGAACUGCUUGUAUUGGCUCGAUACAGGACAUUUGACGCAUAUGAGCCUUCAACACCCUUUUAUUUUGCAUUUGAUUCUGAACAGCUGCAGAACUGCUUGUAUUGGCUCUAUACAGGACAUUUGACGCAUAUGAGCCUGGUCAGUAUGUUACCGGCUCGGUAACAAUCUCGUGCAAGAGCUUCCGUUACCCAAUACAGCGGUCAAGGGUCAGGCAUGCGCAAGGGAAUCAAUUUUGGCCGGCUGUGCGGCAAUUUCCCGCGUAAAAUUUCAGGGAAAACAUAAAAAAAUAACCGCUGUCUUGCAAAACAUGCACAAAUAUUCAAACGUUUGUAGAAAUCUGCACAGGGAGACAAAAAGUAUGGGAAAGGAAAACUUGGGAGUUCCGAACACUAAAAAUGAUUGAUUACAGGUAUCCAAAUACUCUGGAUGCGAGAUUGGUUCACAAACGAGUUUGAAGAGCAUUCGACGGCGGGAUCAGAAUUAGCGGAAGUUCAAAGUUUCAUAAAGGAUUCAGACCUUUUUGGUCUUAAAGGCGUGAAAAUUGUUAAAAAUUGAUCUUUCUUAAGAUUAAGGGUUGCUGAGAAGGUGGGAACAGCUUCACGUUCUGCAGUCCUGGAAAUAAGACUUGGCCGAACAUUUUUUUUCUUUUUUGCUUCUUCAGAGCUUUAGUAAGCGUGGACAUUUCUCUUGAGGAUAUAGAUAUCGACCAGUGCGAUGCCCCAGACUCCGCUGAACAGCAGAGCUCAGAAGAGACUGGUGACCAAGCCAAACCAAACCACUUAAGCACAUUCAUGGGAACUCACAGGUGCAAAAAGAGCACAAAGGCAAGUUAUACAGACUAAGAAACAUCAAAUUCAUGCAGAUUUAAUUCCAUAACAAACUUAAAGGAAACCAUCCCUGCCCCCUCUCCGUACCACCCUUUAAUCCGGAAUAGCUAUCUUUUUGCAGUGUGUACCAGUCCCUUUCCAAGGAUUCAAACGCGGCACCUAUCGCUGUACUUGCAAACGAGGCUACUAUUUUCCAGACCCCACAGCAACUCGGAAAUACUUUCCCGGGCAGAUCCUGGAGGAAGAGUACGACAAGAUGCUGAGAGGCGAAUCGAACCUUUAUGAGCACCACUUUGGGUGCCUUGCUUGUAAUGAGGGCUGUGAGGAAUGUGUGGAUGGCAGCGCAUGCGUGUAUGAUGUGUAUACAAAGCUGAGAUAUUCUCUCCUUGUAAUUAACUGCCUCUUUGUCGUCAUUUCGUUAGCCCUCGCAGCAUUGGUGUUCAAACUUUGGCAGAAUAAGGUAAAGAAAGGGUAAGACCAGAACAGUUUGGGUUCGCAAUGCUCGUCACUGAAGUACUGAUUUCCAGGCCUCUGACUCUGACCCUUUUCUUUUUUUGCAUAGCAAGUUACGUUAUGCAUCCCUUUUUACCAUGUUUUAGAGGAGAGCACAUCUUUAAAUAAAAUACCACAAUUAUAAAACUCCACACCGUGUUACCGUCCCAAAACCUAAAAGUCAUAUACCACUGUCCAUGGGAAACGUUCUAAAGUUAAUGAACGCCGCUGUGUUUGAUCGAGUAAGUACGGAAACCAGAUGCUUGAAAGUUGUUUCUUAGAAUAUGAUUAGUCACCUGGUUGUAUCUGCUCUGGGCUAUGAUCAAAUGUCUCUAACCAAAUCUUGACAGAAAUUGUGCAUUUUUAUUAUGAUGUAUGAAAUGAAUGAGUUCACGGGCAGCUUUCUUUUCAGUGACAUUUUCUUUCCGUCUGUUAGAUAUUCAAAGCUUCCUGUCCACGUUUUCUUGAAGUCAUUAUCUGCGGAGCGAUAAUGAUGUAUGUAAAGGUACGUGAUUUGACUUGAUCAAUCAGUUAUUGACUGCACAACUAAUUUUAAUGAAUGAAUGUCUCUGUGAUAAGUAGACUUUUAAUGAGUCAAUUUUUUACCCGUAGUUUUUAGUCUUUUUGAGAGCCUCUGUAUGAUGAAAGAUAAACUAUAACUUAGACAAUGGUUAACAAUUAUUCACAGAAAUGGAGGUGAAUACCGAUGGAUAUUUACUGAGCCGCGAUAGAAACCGAAAAAAUAGUUUAGUUCUGUCAAUAUACCGAAAAAUGGUGAGAAAUUGAACUAUUGACGCGAGAUUUUGUCUCUUCGGCUGCUCGGAGGUGAAUAGUACUUGCUAAUCUCUUCCGAACUAGCCAAUCAGCGCGCAAAAAGCACUAUUUACCUACGUUGUAUAUAUGAAUUGUUGAUAAUGGUUACAUAGCGUACACGGGUGGGGCAAUUCGAUCGCGAAGGCCCUUCAAAAAUAAAUAAGCCACCUGGAAAAGCACCGGACUGCUGAGCGGGAGGUCCAGAGUUCGAGUUGCGCGAUGACUUUGUUAGUUUGUAAUUAAACCACGUUGGGAAAAAAUUGUUCCUCUUAGAAGACAUUAAACACAGCUUGAAACAACUCUGAAAUUUUUUGCGCUCGAUCCACUCGGCCGUUUUGUCACGUCGGCUCCCGUAAAUCCUCACCAAAAAACGUUAGGAAAAUAAUUCAAAGGUAAGACCCAUCAUCCCAGUUCAGCUGUUGAUGCAUGUCCCUUUCAUGAUUUAAGCUUAUCGUAUCGUUCCCUAAACCUUCCGAAGUGCGCUGCAUAUUGUCACCUUGGUUACAUCACCUGGGUUUCGCUUUGGUAUAUGGUUCUCUGGCUCUGAAGACAUGGAGGUAAGAAGCCUGUUGUAGGCCCUCAGUUAGUAAAGGGGAGGAAAAUUGUAAACGGAGUGUAAUGGUGACAGGGCGAAAAUGAGGGAGGUCUAGGUUGGGUCGCGUAAUGAACGCGACUCGAUCCAAACCUCCGUAGUCUUUCACUCCUCUGCUACUAUCACAUUAAGUUUUACUUGCUAAACGCCUGAGAGGCUGAGAGGCAAGUUUAAAAAGGUCAGCUUAGUAAAUGAUCACUGUAAAAAUGAUACUUUUCACGAACCAACCAUCUUAAAUUCCCUGACGAUCAUCCGCUCAUCUAACCCUGUGACCCCAGUUCAGGUUUUCGGACCUUCAAUAAUAGACGUGAAACAGCCCGCCCGUCAGAACUACCACUGUAAAAAAAAAAACAAACAAACAAACAAACAAAACACUCAUACUAGCAGUUGAUCGAUUGUAACAGUGGUAAUUCACUCCAGGAAGUUCAAGUUUUCCUCGAGAUGCAACUACUCUUGUCCUUGAAGGGGGAAUUAUUAUGAUUACGAUUGGUAAUCUUAAGCUUAAAGGAUUAAUGAUUCUUAUUCAAUAGUAACCAUGCAUUUCCCUUCCUUUUUUCUUUCGUUUUUCCUUCACUCCAGAGUGGUGUUAAUUUUCCGCGUGCGCUCCGCUCGUAAGUUGGCUAUUACAGACAGUGUGUUGCUGAGGAGAUUGGCAGUUAUUGUAUUGCUGUAUACAAGUUACUUGACCGUUUGGAUGGUGAUACAGCCACCUUCCAUCGAAUCAAGUAUUACCGCUGAUAAACUCAAAUAUGACAGAUGCUCGACAAGCUCGUUUAGUCACAUGAUCUUAGCAGGUAAACAAAACAUCCUAAAUCACGUAAGUGCCUAUCAGUGCUACUCAUUGUGGCCGGAUACCUAAAUACAUGGAUGUCUUAAAUGAAGCAAAAUCAAUCUGUGUCCAGGGAAGAUGAGAAAUCUUUAGGGUAUCUCUCUCCCUAAGAAAUGUGUUUACCGCGUAAUAAGCGCGCUGGAAUCUGGGUAGGAAAUCCCUGGUUCGAGCAAAGCCUGGUCCCUGCAUUAUUUUUUUCGGUAAGUACCCUUAUUCUCAUGGUGCCAUAAAGCAUUUCUCCACUCAGGACUUGCGACAAGAUGAUUGGGAUGAAUGCGAUGCGAUGAAUUAGCAUUCUAUUGAAAAAGAGUCAUGAUACUUCGAUGGACUGACUAUCAGAGACCGUGGUACACAAGCUAUGUUAUAGCAUACUUCAGAAGAUCCAUAAAUAAUUCCUGGAAAUUUUAAAGCUUUCCCUAGUACACAAAGAAUUAGUCAAAAUUUGCAUGUUUUUACACUUCUCUUCUUCUGAUAAUGUUUUAUUGAGUAUAUUUGUCAUAAGUACGAUCUGGUAAAACACUUUUUCCUGGAACAAUUCCAAUAGAGCAAGUUCCGUUGAUUAUUUCUUUCUUUCCCUCAGCUGACUUCGUAGUCCUUGCUUGGGGAAUGUGGCUCAGUUUCAAAGUGAGAAAAGUACCACAAGUUUACAAUGAAAGUAAAUUCAUCGGCUAUGCCAUAUACAACGCCACGUUUAUAAUCUGCUUCAUCAACGUGUUGAGGUAACGCAAAAUCAUUCUCAGGCUCCUGAGUUUCCAACCUCAUUGGUCUUUUUUCCUCGAACAAAAUAGCCCAGAAUCGGGCAUUUUUGUGAUAUUAGGCUUGUGCAGUCAUACAAACAAUGAGUGCUUAACCCUUUGACUCCUAAGUGUUAUUAACAUCUAACCUCUCCUUACAACAUCACCCCUGAAUCAAACAUUGAGAACAUGAGAAUAAAGGAAUUGAUCACCUGCGAAAGAUGCUCAUGAUUUUACAACAAAUUCUCCUUGACUGCACCCUAGGAAAUGGGUAACCGGUCGUUUCGCCUACGGGUCGUUUCGCCUACCGUCUGUUCGCCAACUUCUAGAGUCGGUUCGCCUACCUCCAAUAUGUCAGUUCGCCUACGAUUCAUAUGUCAAAGCUUAAAAACUGAAUUGUUUAAAAGUCCCUGUUGAACCUCGCAGAAAACUGAGUAUUAAGAUGAAAUAAACCCCCGUUCACGGUCUUUGUGUUUACUUGUGACUCGAGCGGUCUAUACUAAAGGAGGUGGGACUCUAUGCAUUACUGUUUUGACUGUUAGUUCGUGCGCUUUCAUGCAAUCCACAAACUUAGCUAUAUAGAUGAAAAAAUGUAUAUAUAACAGGUAAGGCGUUAUUUGUGUAUACUUGUGACUUAAGCGGCCCAUAAUGUAUAUUAUAAAAGGUAAGGCGUUAUUUGUGCAGACUUGUGACUUAAGCGGCCCAUAAUGUAUAUUAUAAAAGGUAAGGCGUUAUUUGUGCAGACUUGUGACUUAAGCGGCCCAUACUAAAGAAGGUCAGACUUUUCAUUAACAUAUCAUUCAAAAGGAAAAGGUACUUAAGAAAUUAGUUUGUUCCCACUUUACUUCCCGGUUCAAUGUUUAUAUCGAUGUUGCGAUUUGUUCUAUCAUGAACUUUAUAAAUUAGUGUUUUGUUAGUUCGUGCGCUUUCACGCGAUCCGCAAACUUAGCUGGAUGAAAAAAGUAAUGCACCUGCUGCCAAUUCAACAUCAAUUUUUGUUUCAGUUGAAUCAACUGUUUUAUACAAUGAUUGUCAUACAACGGAGUUUAAGACGUAGGCAAACUGAGAUAUUGGACUUAGGCGAAUCGACUCAAGACGUAGGCGAACAGACGGUAGGCGAAACGAUCCGUAGGCGAAACGACCCGAAGGCGAAAAGACCGUUAUUUAGGAAACGUAUAGAGAACAGCAUGGAGAAUAUGGAUACUGAUUUUAGAGUACAGUGUAAAGGGUUAAGGAGCUAAGUUGUUGAAACACGAGGGAAUAAAUAGUAUAUAGUGCUCAUAAACCGUCUUAGCACUAGACAAUGGAAAAGAAAGCACCCAGUCUCUCAACCAAUCAAAGCUAACAACUGAUUCCACGGGUCUUCUCGUCCGCGAGCGAACAUUUUAGAAUCAGCGAAGUCUGUCUCUUUCCUUUUUUUAAGUCAUUUUUCAUACGCUACUUUUAAUUAUAGUUCAAGCUGUUCAAUAAUCGAGUGAGCUUUUUCAAUAUCAUGCAAAUGUAGCUUCAUAAACAAACUCUCCAAGUGGAUGCAAUUUCGCGUCGUGACCGAAAAUGGCUCGAAUCUAACUUCUCGAUUCAGAUCAGAAUCAGCCUCUUUAAUACCAAUCAAAAAGUUCGUUUCAGAAUAGAAGGCACCGCCCUCUCCCACUUCCCUUCUCUAAUGAACGUUCCCCUCCUAAGGUUCCUGGCAGCAGAAUCUUAUAUUUAUCUCUUUUAGUGUUGUGCUAAGUAGCGGCUCAUCUCCUAACGUGAUGUACGCCAUGGACUUUAUAAACAUCAACAUUAGUGCCUCUGUCACGCUGAUGCUUUUGUUUUCCCACAAGGUACGACUAAAUGGGUUGAUUGCCGUAUUACCUUACAGCAACACCUAGUUCAUUAAGAAAGUGUUGACGCUAUAGAAACACAAUCUUUUUAUGGUUAAAAGGAUACGAUAAAAAGAUUAUAAGACCUCUCUCUAAAAUGUGAAAAUGAUGUAACAGUACUAGACCUCUGCUAAUCUCCUUCGCAGCCUUUCUUUGGUCUCGUCACGCAACACCCUCUCUCAACCGAGAGAGAGACAGAGACAGACAGAGACAGACAGACAGACAGAUAGACAGAGAGAGAGAGAGAGAGAGAAAGAGAGAGAAAGAGGGUGCUGCGUGACAAGACCAAACAAUGGCUGCGAAGGAGACUAAAAGUUUGCAGGCCUCCAUUUAUCACUGUCACACAAGAGUAAGGCACACAUGUCACUAGAGGACUGUAGGCGUGACCAUCAAAGUAAUGUAAUCUUCCCUAUCCCGAAACACGGAGAGCUGCGAGAACGCAAUGUUUUUUAUAUCUUACAUGUAACAUGAAGACGUGCAUGUAUAAACAUUAGCCUCUAAUUAGCGCGAAAACAUGUACAGAUAUUUGUCCGCGAUGCGAACAGCGUAAAAUCAGAAAACUGUUAUGGACUUAAGUUUUCAUGAAAAUUGAGGAAUUUUCUUGGAUAUCACCCAGUUUCAGCUGAGGAAUAUAUGUCAUAUGCUGUGUUUAGACCAAUCGCACGUAAGCAAAAAUAUUUGAUGGAUCAUAAGUUCUAAUGAUUUUAUCUAUAAUAUUCUUUGCAGAUUUUUUUAGCUUUGGCCUUGAGAAGUAACAACCAACGCACCUCUCCUCAGGAGAAUAAGUUAUCAGUUCGUUCCAGAGGGGAGACAUUUGCUAAGGAACUUGACACAACUAUACUCGGUGGAGAAAAUGACGAACUCAAGGUUGGCGUCGCUUGAUAAGUCAGUUAUUUGAUCACAAGCAACUCAUUGCGCGGCUAAAUUCUAAAAUACCUCGGCCUUGGGGGACUUGGAGAUACCACAAUUGUCUUCACGGGCUUGUAUCUGGUAUAUCUUUAGUCAGUGACACUUAACUUCGGUGCUGCAGAGCUCGAGGCCUUACUUUUCCAUCCUUUCUUUCUCCCUCUCCCUUACGUUUUUCUAUUUUUCUCUGUAUGUCUCUCAUUCCGGCUUUCUUCUUCAUUUCUAUCUUUCUUACUUUGUCUAUUGGUUCAUUUAUUUAUUUAUUUAUUCAUUUUUGAUAUUGUUUUGCUUGCUAGCUUGUCUUCUUGACUUGCGUCACGGACCUCGCCGAAAAGGAGGCGCUGCUCGUAGUCGAAUAAGUUUUCUAAUAUCUUGUCCAGUAUGAAUUUUUACAGUUAGUCUAUAAAGAUUGGCUGUGAUCAUUAUUUGCUGGCAUUUACCUCCAUUUGGCAAAGCUUGCACUUGUCGCACAAACACUCCUACACUUACAACUGAUAAUUAACCAUUUUCUUUUGCUUUUCCUCAGCGGGAAGUACGAAGACUUGCUUCCAAAGUUGCACUUCUUCAAUCUCAGUUGAUGACCGAGCGAAACAGACACGUAACGAAGAUUGGGUCUAGCUAAAAGGCUAAGUGUCAGACUUGCAGCCAAUUUGUCGUGAAUGAGUGACUUCCGAGUUCUUAAGUUUAAUAGAAUUAAGAUUUCAUAGCUCUCUUUAAAAAUCAUCAAAACAUU
This is a messenger RNA of Pocillopora meandrina, 10286 nucleotides long. The record is from the annotation of a GenBank genome assembly. NCBI's taxonomy places the organism in Eukaryota, Metazoa, Cnidaria, Anthozoa, Scleractinia, Pocilloporidae.